GGUGUCAGUUCUGCGCGCGACCUCUCCCCUGAAGGUGUCAACCUACUCGCGACCUACUCCAAGGUGUUUGCCAAAGUCUCGUGCAACUGACGUGCCUGUCCUCGCGCGUUUCUUUCUCUCCCUCGCACUCUCUUUCAUUCUAUCUUUUAUUUACUCGCUCGCUUUCUCGCACUUGCUUUCUUUCUCCCGUUCGCGCGUUCUCUAUUUUUCUCAGUCGUUUCUCGCCGAACAAAAGAAAGAAGAGCAUCCAAGUGGACUUUUCUUUUUGAAAAGAAGAAUCGGAAGUUCAGCUGUCCACCUGGCACGUGACACGCUUCACCAGCAUUAUCAUGUUCGUCGAGAUGUCCAGAGGCAACAAUGAGGAAGCUGAAUCGACGUAACGGUCUACGCCAGGAUGGCCAGUUGGCCGUUGAGAAUCGUACUUCUGUCCAGCACCCUCAUCCUUGUCCGCGGACGGGGUGUGGUGCUGGACAGUCAGGGUCCAGUGUUGAUCUCGGAGCCACGCUCGUCGGUCGAAUUCUCGAACGAGACCGGGGCUAUGAUCCAUUGUUCGGCCCAGGGCAGUCCCUUGCCAAGGAUUGAUUGGCUUAUGGGGGACGAGUCACCGGUCCUCCCUAUACCUCACAUCCGUGAGAUGCUGGUGAAUGGUUCAAUGUAUUUUUUGCCAUUCAGUGCGGAGACCUACCGACACGACGUCCACGCGGCUGUCUACAGAUGUCAAGCCUCGAACAGCGUCGGCAGGGUGUUGGGCCGUGAAAUCACGGUAAAGGCCGUGGUACGUCAAAAGUACGAAGUCCAAGUGCGAGAUGUUUACGUCCUUCCUGGAAAUACCGGUGUGCUCAGGUGUGACAUACCGACGUUCGUUAAGGAGUACGUGGCAGUCACGUCCUGGGUUCGAGAUUCAGCCUAUAACAUCUUCCCUACGCCGAAAAGCGAUGACAGACAUCAUAUGCUGCCAACUGGAGAGCUUCUGGUGUUCUCGGUGACUUCGUCCGACGCCCAGUCCAGUUAUCGAUGCCGGACCGUGCACCGCGUCACCGGAGACACUGUGGAAAGUUCCUCGUACGCCAGACUCGUGGUUACCGACCCUCAUACCCCAGUUCCGCCAAGGUUCAAUGAAAGAAUGAGCCCAGCGCCUAUACGCACGGGAGAGACGAUCGUCCUUUCCUGCGUUUCACAAGGAAUCCCGCCGCCCAUGUACCUAUGGUUUCGUGAGUCCGUGACGGGCACGGCGAUGAUCUUCAAUUCAGAAAGGAUCUAUGCGAGAGCGGGCGCGCUGGUGCUGCAAUCGGCAAGGGCGGAGGAUGCAGGACGAUACGUCUGUCACGCCAACAAUACGGCCGGUUCCGAGAUGGUCGAAUUGGAGGUUUCCAUUAUAAGCAGCCUCUCCAUUCACCUGGUACCUCAACAGGUCACCGUCGACCUCGGCAAGGACGCGGAAUUUCAGUGUUCCGUCACUGGCCAACCAAUCCCGGUGAUCUUCUGGACCAAGGACGGACUUCCCGUGGGAGAAAGCGCCUCUGGUAGAAGCAAGAUCACGGGGAAAGAUGGCUCGACGUUGCGCGUCUCUUCUGUGGUGAGGGACGACAAAGGAAUGUAUCAAUGCUUCGCGAAGAACGACUACGAGAUGGUACAGGCGACCGCGGAGCUUCGACUAGGGGACGCGGCGCCGCAACUUCUGUACAAAUUCAUCGAACAGACCAUCCAGCCUGGCCCUUCGGUGUCGCUCAAGUGCAUCGCCACCGGAAACCCGACGCCGCACUUCUCUUGGACUUUGGACGGGUUUCCUCUUCCACAAAACGACAGGUUUAUGAUAGGCCAGUAUGUGACGGUGCAUGGUGACGUAAUAUCGCAUGUGAACAUCAGCGUGGUUCACGUGGAGGACGGCGGGGAAUAUCGUUGCACAGCAGCGAACCGGAUGGCGAAGGUUCACCAUUCGGCCCGUCUCAACAUUUACGGCCUGCCCCAUGUACGACCGAUGGGGAACUACGGCGCAGUGGCUGGCGAAACCACCGUUAUCAAAUGUCCGGUCGCUGGUUUCCCAAUCGCGAGCAUCACUUGGGAGAAAGACGGGAAAGUGCUACCGACGAGUCGACGUCAGGAAGUGUUCCCAAAUGGAACUCUGGUACUGCAUCACGUCGACAGAAGCACCGAUCACGGCGCAUACACGUGCACGGCGAAGAACAAACAAGGCCGCUCCGAUUCCCAGACGGUUCACAUCGAAGUGAAAGUUCCACCUACGAUAGCUCCCUUUAGCUUUAACAAGGACCUCUCGGAGGGCGUGCGUGCUCAGGUAACUUGCAUGGUCGAGAAGGGCGAUCCUCCGUUCACGAUCGCCUGGUCCAAGGACGGCGAGCCGAUCGCCGGGCCCAGUCCAGCUGGCUUCGGGAACACCGGGAUAACCGGUCCCAGACACACGCAGACACCCGCUGGGCUACGCGUAACCAACAUUGAUGCCCAUUCCAGUACCAUAGUUAUCGAGCGCGUGAACGCCGCGCACUCCGGCAACUAUACUUGCCUGGCGCGCAAUUCGGUGGCCGAGGUCCUCUGGACGGCCGAGUUGAUCGUUCGUGUGCCACCCCGUUGGGUGAUGGAACCCCAAGAUGUCCGUGCCUCGGAAGGGAUGUCGCGACUGGUUCUCCAUUGCCACGCGGAUGGAUUUCCGCCGCCAGCGGUUUCGUGGCGGCGGGCUAGCGGCAAAAAACCUGGCAAUUAUCGCGACAUCGUCACGCACGAGCACCCUCAGAACCUGAGGAUACACUCGAACGGCUCUCUGGUGUUUGGUCGAGUGCAAGAAGACCACGAGGGUUUUUAUUUGUGCGAGGCGGUGAACGGAAUCGGCGCUGGCCUCAGCAAAGUCGUACAUCUGACGGUGAACGUACCUGCCCACUUCGUGGAGAAACACCGUAACCAAACAGCGAGGCUAGGCUCGAGCGCGUCGUUGCGUUGCGAAGCGAAGGGCGAUCAUCCACUGAAAAUAAUCUGGAAGAAGAUGGGCGCACACCUGGAACAGAAACUGUCCGACUAUCGGUAUACGCUGAAGGAGGAGAACACCACCGACGGCAGCGUCAGCACGCUCGAGUUUAUAAGCACGAGUCGAGAAGACAGCGCGAGAUACUUCUGCAUAGCCUCGAACGCUUAUGGUCGCGACGAAAUGACAAUUCAUCUGUACAUACAAGAGCCGCCCGAUUUCCCGAGGAAUCUUCACGUGAUCGAAAAGGGAAGUCGUUACAUCAACAUCAGUUGGACCACCAGUCAAGACGGCAACAGUCCCAUCACCCAGUACAUCAUCGAGUACAAAACCGAUACUGCCCACGCAAUUUAUUUUCCAGAAGUGUGGCACGAUCACACGUUUCACAUGACAGUGCCAGGCUCCCAGGUUCACGCUCACGUGAACGGUCUGCGUCCGGCGGUCUCCUAUCAGUUUCGAAUAUACGCGGAGAACGAAUUGGGUCGUAGUCAGGCGAGUGACAUUUUGGAAACGACGACCGAAGGGGAGAAACCAGGUGGUCCGCCAAGAAAUCUCAAGGUGGAUCCUGUCAGCUCGACCGAGUUUAACGUCACCUGGGACCCACCUGAUCAUGAUUUAUGGAACGGAGAGAUACUCGGUUACCACGUUGGCUACAAGGAACAUAGGUUGGGAGCGGACCAGUACACGUUUCGGACCGUAGAGAGGCGAAUUUCUACAGCGAGCGUAGCCUUAGGACUCGCAAGAACAUCGAUGCCAGGCAGACAAUAUCAGCUAACAAACUUGAAGAAGUUUGCACGAUAUAGCGUGGUGGUGCAAGCGUAUAACGUGCUCGGCCAAGGUCCCAUGACGCCGGAUGUGGUUGCGACAACCCUCGAGGACGUGCCUAGCAGCCCGCCGCAAGACAUUCGGUGUACGCCGCUGUCCUCGCAAUCACUGCAGGUCUCGUGGGACGCGCCACCCGACUCCAGUCUGAACGGUAUUCUGAAAGGCUACAAGGUCAUAUGGGAGAACAUGAACGCCCUGACCGAGUCGCCUAAGACGGAAACGAAGAUCACCACUGCCUUGACCGUCGUGAUUCACAGCCUCGAGAAGUACACGAAUUAUUCUGUACAAGUGUUAGCCUCGACCAGAGCCGGUGACGGUAUCGCGUCCUCACCUUUGCAUUGCGUCACCGAGGAGGAUCUACCGGAGGUACCAGCGGGCGUGAAGGCGGUCGUCAGGUCGGCGACAUCGAUUAUCGUAUCCUGGCAGCCGCCGCUCAGAAGCAACGGGAACAUCACGUCGUACAACGUUCAUAUCCGCUGGGUUGGCCCGGAGGGAAAAUGGUACAAGCGGGCAUUGCCUCCGUAUCAAACUAGCUAUCAGGUGGAGAAUUUGCACAAGAAAAACCAGUACGAGUUUAGUAUCGCGGCGGUGACCUCGGUGGGCGAAGGACCACAGACUCAGCCGAUUACGGUUUCACUUUCUAACGAAGUUCGAGCGGCGGUAUUCUCGUUCGGUACAGUAUUGGUCGUUCCAUGGAAACAGAACGUGACGUUACCAUGUCAAAGCGUCGGCAACCCUGAACCAUCUGUGACAUGGAAACAAUGGGGCCAGAUAGUGAAAUCGUCCAGCAGGGUGUCCUUGCUGACGGAAGGCUCGUUGCAGAUCAUGGACCUUCAUCGGGAGGACAGCGGAAAUUACACUUGCUACGUGAAGAAUCGUCACGGAUCCGAUCAGAUCACGCAUCGUUUAACCGUGCAAGUUCCUCCAGCAGCCCCGUUGCUUCACGCCACCAGCGCGACCAGUAAUUCGAUCAACGUCCAGUGGAAGAACAGGGACGAUGGCGGCGCCUCAAUCAGGGGUUACAUCCUUCACUAUAAACGAGAAUCCGGCGAAUGGGAGGAGGUGAAAGUCUCCCACAAGAUCAACAGUUUUGUGCUGUCACGGCUAUGGUGCGGCAACGAUUAUCAAAUGUAUCUGACAGCGUACAAUCGGAUCGGUAUGGGUUCGCCAAGCGAGAUUGUAAAGGCCACGACGAACGGAUCGAAACCGGAAAGCUCGCCUAGCAACGGUGAUAAAUUCAUCACGGUGAACGUAUCGUGGAUCACUCUUCAUCUGAGCAUGUGGAACGACGGAGGGUGUCCUAUCACGUAUUUCGAGCUCGAGUAUAGGAAGAACGGAGAUGACAUCUGGACCCUGGUGUCGAAUAGCAUCGAGGUACAAAAGACGUACACGCUCAGUGAGCUGCAACCUGGGAGCACGUACGACAUUCGAAUACGGGCGCACAACAACGCUGGUUUCUCGGUCGCCGAGUAUAGGAUAACGACUCUGCAACCUCACACCAGCAGCACCGUGCCAUCCGUGGAGAUCGAUCACUACAUUCCUCAACACACGUCCGUCUACUCGGAUCUAAAACUGAUAGUCCCGCUGAUACUGAGCUCGCUGGCGAUCAUUGCCGCCGCUGGUGCUGUGUUUUAUUGUUUCCGGAAACGUCCAUUUAUAGGGGAGAUUGCGAGCCUGCACGACGCCCAGACUGCGGCUGCCUUAGACAAUAAGCAGAACAUGGAGCAGCGUGAACAAUAUUACGCGACCGUGCGCAAACCGCUUCGCUCGCCGAUACACGAGAUGGCUACCUUGGAAAAAAUUCCAGAGUACUCGGAGGACAUUUAUCCGUACGCGACCUUCCAACUAGAGGAGAGCGUACCGCCAGGUGGUGAUAGUCGAUGUAAUUCCGCGGCGCCUCUUCAGACCUUCGUCUAUCACGAUCCUCGUCUGUCCACAGCCGACACUCUUCAAUUACGAGAGUCGGAUUGCAACCGGUACACUAAGGUGCGCGGAGGCCGUUCGUCCUCUGCGCCGUUGCACAAAACGCACAAGGUCAGUCAGGGCAAGUCCGAGUCGGAGGAAUACGACACCCUGGGCUCGGACAGCGACACGGAAGUCGGGACCAGCAGCCGAACCGAGUCUUCCAAUCACCUCGUCGAUUCGCACCACUCGGUGUCUGCGGCCGACUCGCGUGUCCACAACUUCCUGUACCAUGGACCAGAAUCUAGCACGUCUACAGAACCCUCACCGAUUUUUGAGAGAAAAUCGUUUCCUGGAAGGGGAAGAUCCAAGAUGUUACAGCUGGCGCGUCAUACCAGCGAGGAGACCCGUUCCAACUUCGGCCCAAUCUCCGGGUUUGGCAAUUCCAAGCACCAGUCGAGCAAUUCCUGCUCCAAUCGGGACCAGGAGCGUGACGGAUCAGGGAAUCUGUUCGUCCCCAAGCUGGACCCACCCACGGGCUUCUCCGACGCGUUUGAGCUAAGCGAGGCAGAAUGCGACUUCGAUCGCGGCCACAGUAGCCAACGAAAUGUCCGUGACUUCGUAAUCGCGGUGUAAAUAAAAAAGAAGGAAAAAAAAUACGAAGAACGUAGAACCUACGGUGUGAACCUCUACGAUGCAUUCAGCGAAAGAAAAAAAAAAUACAAAACCACAUUUCAACUAUCUCGAUGUAAAGAAAAACCAUCGUGGUCCGUCUUUCGUUAAUUAUUAUCAUUGGUCACUGUGAGCACAGCGGCCACUGAUCGUGUGUCCCCUGUUCGUGUUCCUGGCCUAUGUCGAUGGGAAAGUGUCAAUCGUAUCCUAUAACAAAACGAACGUACUGAACUUAACCAUGUGUUCUUUUAACUGCCACUUCGUUCGUAUUCGCGAGAACCUGCGAACACGCGUAACAACACCAUUUGUUUGAUUUUUCACGUUUCUCGUUUCGGCUGCCAAGCGAAUCGCACGAUCCUCCCAGCUGCUCCUCUCGGGGCAAUUCGAUCAAUCAGAACUUGUCUGUCGACUGCCAUUUCGUUCGAGAAAAAACGAUUAUCCUAUGAAAGACACGAACACGUUCUCUACUUUUGUAAAUUAGGCAAAGUCUCGCAGGUUUUGUCGAGAACGAUUCUUAUACUUAAUUGCUCGAGUUCGAUCAACACGUCCUUUUAACUCUGUUUUACACGAAGACUGCGACAGAAGAAGCGGCUGCACCGUAAGCGAUCCACAGGGAAGGUUUUUACUUGCCUUUGCGAAAGAGACUCUUUAUUAUCUCGUAUUCGUUAACCGAACACUCGAAUCGUAUGAGAUACUAUCGUCGAAGGUGAAUCGUCCUAUCGUUGAGACUACGUCUGCAGCAAGCAUUCACGAGCAAACGGUUUCCAUUCUACCGAGUGCAUAUCCCGAGCGAGCAAUACGCGAUUUGUUACGAGUUUACUUGGUCUUCCAAUUUCGUAGAUCGUUUCUAUCUACUGAUUUCGACGUCGUCCUUUUUGAACGAAGAAACGCAUGAACAAUUACUUUCGCAUCUCGAACGAGCCAGCAUGUUUUCUCGUUCGUGUACCAACCGUGUGUUGUAUACAUGUAUAAAUAACGAAGCUAGGCCGCGAAGAAAUGAAAAUGAUGUUUCGUCGUUGCCAUCGAUGUUGUUUCGUUUACGCGAGACUGAAACGUUAGUAGAUGAGACGUGUAGCGUAAACUUUAACGUUCAAAGCAAAAAAAAAAAAAAGUAAGAUAAAAUAAAUAACUAAAUAAACUAUUGUCUAUAAGAUGUCUGUACUUACCAUGCUGUUAACUGUGUACGUAUUGUACGUCAUUACGUACGCGCGACCGCGGAUCGCGAGAAACGAAUCUAGAAGAGCAACGGAAACACGAUGGUAAAGUGUUAAACUAAAAAUGUGUCGUUUCGCCGCGUUGAAUUUCGCGCGUCGAUUAACGAUCGACGGACCGAGUGAUACGCUAAGAAAAACGGACAACAAAAGCAGAAAAAGAAAAAAACAGAUAAGAUAAACUAAAGUAAAAUAAAAGGCAGAGUAUUAAUGAAUUUGUUCGACUGUCGUUAAGGAAAACGCACCCACCGAGUCUGUAACGCAUCUGUUGUCAUCGAAUCAGUUUAAACCGUAUGUACAAGCAAACCGAUCGUUCACUCGGCAACGUGACGAUGAUUUUUGAGUCUGAGUGAGUGCUCUCUCGUUAUGUCGGCGUCCCCGAUCAGAAAGCAUCGCGAAGCAAAGUAUCGGGGACUACGAAGGAAGAGAUAUCGAUCUGUUGACAAAUCGUAUACUUUAUAAUAUAUGAACAAAUGAUUUACCACGAAAUUCGUACUAUUGUGUUUUUAGACGACUUUAGAUUGUUUAUAUUCUAUUUACUUUGUAAAAUAUACAACACUAAUUCCAUAACGGAA
This is a messenger RNA of Bombus huntii, 8156 nucleotides long. Its product is annotated as cell adhesion molecule Dscam2-like. NCBI's taxonomy places the organism in Eukaryota, Metazoa, Arthropoda, Insecta, Hymenoptera, Apidae. Gene Ontology annotation, cellular component: axon; plasma membrane. Gene Ontology annotation, biological process: dendrite self-avoidance; homophilic cell-cell adhesion; axon guidance. The record is from RefSeq and is a predicted model, not a curated record. The coding region runs from base 395 to 6334 and encodes 1979 amino acids. Gene Ontology annotation, molecular function: cell-cell adhesion mediator activity. The transcript is spliced from 26 exons.